Molecule: messenger RNA, 1044 nt
Organism: Penicillium canariense
Lineage: Eukaryota; Fungi; Ascomycota; Eurotiomycetes; Eurotiales; Aspergillaceae
Product: Eisosome component PIL1/LSP1 family protein
Exons: 3
Coding region: 1-1044 (347 amino acids)
Biological process (GO): negative regulation of protein kinase activity; eisosome assembly; endocytosis
Cellular component (GO): plasma membrane; eisosome filament
Molecular function (GO): lipid binding
Source: RefSeq, a predicted model, not a curated record
AUGCAUCGCACCUAUUCUAUGCGCCAGUCGCGCGCCCCGACCGCCUCGCAGAUCGAGAACCCUCCACCACCAUUGUCCUCCACCAAGUCGGGUCGGUGGCUAGGAAAGGGUGGUAUCGGCCAUGCAUUCCGUAAAAAUGCGGCCGGUGCCUUCGGGCCCGACCUCGCCAAGAAGCUGUCACAACUGGUCAAGAUGGAGAAGAACGUCAUGCGCAGCAUGGAGCUCGUCGCACGGGAGCGCAUGGAGGUCGCUCAACAACUCUCCAUCUGGGGCGAAGCCUGCGAUGAGGACGUGUCGGAUGUGACGGACAAGCUCGGUGUCCUGAUCUACGAGAUCGGCGAGCUGGAAGACAUGUUUGUCGACCGCUACGACCAGUACCGCGUGACAAUCAAGAGCAUCCGCAACAUCGAGGCCUCCGUCCAGCCCAGCCGUGACCGCAAGCAGAAGAUCACCGACGAGAUCGCCAAGCUCAAGUACAAGGACCCCAACUCGCCGCGCAUCGUCGUGCUGGAGCAAGAGCUCGUCCGCGCCGAGGCCGAGUCGCUCGUCGCUGAGGCUCAGCUGUCCAACAUCACCCGCGAAAAGGUCAAGGCCGCCUUCCAGUACCAGUUCGACGCGCUCCGCGAGCACUGCGAGAAGGUCGCCAUCGUUGCCGGGUACGGCAAGCACCUGCUGGACCUGAUCGACGACACCCCCGUCACCCCCGGCGAGACCCGCCACGCCUACGACGGCUACGAUGCCAGCAAGGCCAUCAUUCAGGACUGCGAGGAUGCCCUGACCAACUGGGUAAGCUCCAAGGCGGUCGUUAAGUCGACCAUGUCGCAGCGCUCGCGCACCCUCUCCCAGCGCCACCGCAACAACGUCAACAAGAACCGCGACGGCGUCGACCUAUCGGGCCAGGACCAGCCCAUGACCGGCGAUCGCGACUCUUGGCUGCCCGCCGACCAGCACGCGAGCUACCACGAGGAGGGCGAAGAUGGCCUUAGCACCGCGGAAGGUGAGAUGCGCGGCCGCGAGGAGGAGCGGGAGCCCAUCGCCGCCUAG